Vicugna pacos (alpaca) is the source of this 3405-nucleotide messenger RNA. The record is from RefSeq and is a predicted model, not a curated record. NCBI's taxonomy places the organism in Eukaryota, Metazoa, Chordata, Mammalia, Artiodactyla, Camelidae.
GCCCAUUCUUUAGGGUUUGUCCAUCCCAAGUCUCUCUAACAUUCUCUCUGUCUGUUCAUCUGUUCCUGUCUUCUGGGCCCCAGUCUGUCCUUCUCAUUACCUCAGUCUACCCUCCCCUCAUCUCCCCCUCUCUCAACUUGGUCCCCAUCUCUGCAUCCUUCAUCUCCAUUCCUCCCCAGCCAGACCACACAUUACCAUCUCCUAUCUCUCUCUAUCCCCAUACAUCUCUCUCUCUGUCCUCUCCCUGUCUACACCUUCCUGUUCCUUGGAACUGCCAGGCUCUUUCCCACUCUGGGCCAUUGCUCAUGCUAUUGCUGCUGCUUUGAAAGCUUUUCCCUGUUCUAGCCCGACUGCCUGUGCCUGGCUCCAUCUCACCCUUCAGGUCUCAAAGAGCUUCCCCCAACUGCCCACCUCCAGGUCCCUUGGUGACACAUCUUCCAACUGUUUCUUUAAGAGCACUUCUCACAGUCUGAGAACUGUGUGUUUAUGUGUGUAUGUUUGUUUGUGUGUGUUUGUUGACUUGCUUACUCUUUGUCUCCUCUCAUUGGAAUGUGACACCAGGAAGCUGGGGACUGCGUGGGGUUUGUCCCCUGCUGGAUCUGCAGCAGCCAGCAUGGUGCCUGGCAUGUAGUUGGUGCUCAAUGAAUAUUUAUUGAAGGCAAGAAUGAGGAAUGGCUGUCCCCUUGCCUGUCCACCCCUAAAUACUGUCUCUUCAUCUAUGCACCCCUAAUCUUUGUCUCCUUGUCUGUCCAUCCCUUUAUUUGUGCAUCCUUAAUCUCUACCCCUUGACUGGCCUUCCCAUUCUCUUCCUCCUUGUCCAUCGGUCUCUAUUCUGUGUCUUCUCUACAUGCCACUUCCCAACCCCUUGCUUGCCCAAGCCCUGUUACUAUCUUCUAGCCUGUCUACCUUGAAUUUCAAUCCUCUGGUCCAUUUGCCCCUAAUUUCUUUUUCCUUGUCCAUUCCUCCCUUAAUCUCCAUCCCCUUGUCCAUCUAUUCCCAAUCUCUGUCCCCUUGUCAUUCUGCCCCCAAUCUCUGUUCCCUUGCCUAUCCUUCCUUUUCUGUCUCUUUUCACCCUUUACCCAUCCCCUCUCCCUCAUCCCAUUCCCUAUCUGCACCCUUGCCCGGCCCCUCCCAAGCGCAGGACCCGCUGGCCACCAUGUCAGGAGACUACGAGGAUGACCUCUGCCGUCGGGCACUCAUCCUGGUCUCAGAUCUCUGUGCGCGGGUCCGAGAUGCCGACACCAGUGACAGGUGCCAGGAGUUCAACGACCUGCGAAUCCGAGGCUAUCCCCGGGGCCCAGAUGCAGACAUCUCCGUGAGCCUGCUGUCGGUCAUCGUGACGUUCUGUGGCAUUGUCCUUCUGGGUGUCUCUCUCUUCGUGUCCUGGAAGCUAUGCUGGGUGCCCUGGCGGGACAAGGGAGGCUCGGCGGUGGGCGGUGGCCCCUUGCGCAAGGACCUAGGCCCUGGGGUCGGGCUGGCAGGCCUGGUAGGCGGUGGUGGACACCACCUAGGGGCUGGUCUGGGUGGCCAUCCCCUGCUGGGGGGCCCCCACCACCAUGCCCACACGGCCCACCAUCCGCCCUUCGCUGAGCUGCUGGAACCAGGCAGCCUGGGGGGCUCAGACACCCCUGAGCCCUCCUACUUGGACAUGGACUCGUAUCCAGAGGCUGCAGCCGCCGCCGUAGCCGCUGGGGUCAAACCAAGCCAGACAUCUCCUGAGCUGCCCUCUGAGGGCGGGGCAGGCUCUGGGCUGCUCCUGCUGCCCCCCAGGGGGGGCUUGCCCAGUGCCCAGUCGCAUCAGCAGGUCACAAGCCUGGCACCCGCCACCAGGUAUCCGGCCCUGCCCCGGCCCCUCACCCAGCAGACCCUGACCCCUCAGCCGGACCCGGGCAGUGAGGAGCGGCCGCCUGCCCUACCUUUACCCCUACCAGGCGGUGAGGAAAAAGCCAAGCUCAUCGGGCAGAUCAAGCCAGAGCUGUACCAGGGGACUGGACCUGGUGGCCGGCGUGGCGGCGGGGCCACGGGCUCCGGAGAGGCCGGCGCGGGAGCACCCGCUGGCCGCAUCAGCUUCGCCCUGCGGUACCUCUACGGCUCCGACCAGCUGGUGGUGCGGAUCCUGCAGGCCCUGGACCUUCCGGCCAAGGACUCCAACGGCUUCUCAGACCCCUACGUCAAGAUCUACUUGCUGCCUGAUCGCAAGAAGAAGUUUCAGACCAAGGUGCACAGGAAAACCCUGAACCCCGUGUUCAAUGAGACAUUUCAGUUCUCGGUGCCCCUCGCGGAGCUGGCCCAGCGCAAACUGCACUUCAGCGUCUACGACUUUGACCGCUUCUCGCGGCACGACCUCAUCGGCCAGGUGGUGCUGGACAACCUCCUGGAGCUGGCCGAGCAGCCGCCCGACCGCCCUCUGUGGAGGGACAUCGUGGAAGGCGGCUCGGAAAAAGCAGAUCUUGGGGAGCUCAACUUCUCACUCUGCUACCUCCCCACGGCCGGGCGCCUCACCGUGACCAUCAUCAAAGCCUCUAACCUCAAAGCGAUGGACCUCACUGGCUUCUCAGACCCCUACGUGAAGGCCUCUCUGAUCAGCGAGGGGCGGCGUCUGAAGAAGCGGAAAACCUCCAUCAAGAAGAACACACUGAACCCCACGUACAACGAGGCGCUGGUGUUCGACGUGGCCCCCGAGAGCGUGGAGAACGUGGGGCUCAGCAUCGCGGUGGUGGACUAUGACUGGAAGCAGGUGUCCAUAGAAAAGACUUUGACCAGCUUCACAAAAGGCAGCAAAGGAUUGUCAGAGAAAGAGAACUCCGAGUGAAGGUCUGGCCUAGGCCCAGGAUCAAACCAGACCCCCUGGGGACCCCAUCCCUUCCUGCCCGGACUAUGAAUUCAUCUCCUCGAAGCCAUAAUGUCCGAGCUGUGUGGUGCGGGGCAGCCCUGGGCCUGCUGGUCCUUCCACCCCUGGAGGCAUGGGGGUGGGAGGCAGGCUGGCCCAGCUCCCUGUUUCAGGGUGGGGGGCACUCAGUCUCCACUGUGUCUGUCUUCCCUUCCCCGGGGCUCUUCAUCCAGGCGAGGGGCCAUGCAUGUCUGGGGGACCCCUGCCCCCCCAAACCCCUGUCUGUCUGUCUCUCUGUCUCUUUCCUGUUUGUACAAGACUUGGUGUCCUAACCCUCAUUCUCGCCGUGAAUGUCAAUGGACCAAUCCUCCGUGUUCCCCUAGACACACAAACACACCUGUGUCUACCCUUUCUGUUCACCACACCCCGCGUCUGGCCGAUCCUCCCCACUGCUGCUGCUAUCAACGCCAGAAUAAACAUAUACCGUGGGUCUCACUCCACCUGGGGCUCCUGUCCUUUCUGGGUUGGGAUGCUGGGUUGGAAUACUCGGGCUCUGCAUUCAAAUAAAUGUUUCA